CAUCAUAAUCAUAAUCAUAAUCAUCAUCAUCAUCUACGUCAUAAUCAUUUACAUUAUACAAAUCAUAUUACAAGUAAUAUUAUUGAUUGUAAUUGUUUAUCACCAUCAACAACAACAACAACAACGACAAUGACAACGGAAAUGACAGCUGCAUCAAUAGCAAUUGAAUCAAUGAUGGAAAGUGAUCUAAUAUUACAAGCAUUAAAUGGAUUUUUAUUAAUACUUACAUGUGAUGGUGAAGUAUUCUAUACAUCCAAUACGGUUGAAACUUAUCUUGGUUUUCAUCAGUCGGAUAUAUGUCAUCAAAGUGUUUAUGAAUUAGUACAUUCAGAAGAUCGUGAAGAAUUACAACGUCAUUUAAUGUGGAAUUCAAAUCUACCAACAGAUCGAUCAACAUUAAAAUUAACUGAAAUUUUAUUAACAGAAAAUUGUCAUCUUCUUGAACGUAAUUUUACUGUAAGAUUCCGUUGUUUAUUGGAUAAUACUUCUGGAUUUUUGCGAUUGGAUGUACGUGGCCGAAUCAAAAUAUUACAUGGACAAAAUCAUAAAAGUGAAGAACCACCAAUGGCAUUAUUUGCUGUUUGUACACCAUUUGGUCCACCAUCAUUAUUAGAAAUGCCAGCCAAUGAAAAAGCAUCAUUUAAAUCUAAACAUAAACUUGAUUUUUCAAUGGUUUCAAUGGAACCAAGAGGUCGUUCAUUACUUGGUUAUAAUGAAUCGGAUUUAGCUAAUCGUGGUGGUUAUGAUCUUAUACAUCAGGAUGAUUUAUUCUAUGUGGCAAGCGCUCAUCAAGAAUUGCUCAAAACUGGAGCUUCAGUAUUGAUCGCAUAUCGAUUAGUAAGUAAAGAUUGUCUAAAAUGGCAAUGGCUUCAAACUAGUGCACGUUUAGUGUACAAAAAUAGUAAACCUGAUUUUAUACUUUGUACACAUCGUCCAUUAAUGGAAGAAGAAGGUAGAGAUCUAUUAAGUAAACGAACCAUGGAUUUUAAGGUAACCUAUUUGGAUGGUGGACUUGGUGCUAUUACUGUCAAUCGAAAUAGUAAUGGUGGAUCACAACAAAAUUCAUGUAAUUUUCUUAAUGAUUCUUAUUCACAAUCAUCAUCAUCGGGUAAUACACCGACUACAACCAAAACAACAACUAAUGAUUGUUCAACUGUAAAACAAUCUAAAUCAAUAAAAUCUGAACGAUCAACAUCUCGAUCAUCAUCAAGAAAUACAAAUAGUGUUAACAGUGUUUGUGAUGUUAAUGGUAAUGGAAAUAGUAAUAAUGGUAGUCAUUCAAUAAAUAAAUGUAAUAAUGACAUUAAUACAAAUACAAACAAAUUACGAUAUCAGGCUGCUGAUUCGACUAGUGGAAGCAGUCAUAGUGAUAGCCAAAGCCAAAGUCAUAAUCAACGAAAUACAUCUCGAUCGAACAAUAAUAAUACACAAUCAUAUAUGACAACAACAACAACAACAACAAAGAAAUCAUCAAAAUCUUCAUCACUUAAAUCGGGAGCAUCAUCAUCAUCAUCAUCAUCAGCCAAAAAGAAUAAAUCAUCAGCCGCCAAUAUAUCAUCAUGUAUGUCUCGUUAUGAAUCACCUAAUUCAUUUUCAAUGACAUCGAAUCAUACAAAUAGUAUUAGUAGUCAACAUUAUCUUUCAACUCCACCAUUAGAAACAAAUAAUUCGUUUGAUCGAAACAUUCAACAUAAUCUUAAAAUAACCGGUGAUCGUGAAAUACAUUUUGAUUCAGCAAUUACAUCCAUUAAUCAUUCAAAUAGUACAACUAGUCCAGAAAUAUCGGAUUUAUCAAGUGCAAAUAUUCGAUCAACAACAUCAAAUUAUACUAAUUCAAGUGGUAGCUGGUCAUCUGCUAUUCAUCAUCAUAGUAAUCCAUAUUCAGCAUUGCUUGAUGAAUCAGGAAGUUUACAUUUAGCAAGUGAAGCACCAUCACAUUCAAUGUUUGGACAUCAACAUACGGCUACAUCGGCAUAUCAUCAUCAUUCUGGUCAUCCACAUUCUUUAUCUAUUGGUGGAUUAGAUUGUGGUACUGCAGCAGCUGCAGCGGCUGUUGCUGCAGCUGCAUAUAAUGCUGCAUAUCAUCAUCCAGCAACUGCAUCAACACAUCAGCCAUAUAGUCAUCAUCAAACUAUUACAUCGCAUAAUAAUGAUUCUUUAACACAAUCAUCACCACCACCACCAUUACAUCAACAUCGUCAACAAACACAUCAUCCAGAAGCUAUUGUUCACGAUUCAAUCGAUACAGAUUCAUCACAGCCAAAUUAUUCUGGUAGUGUUUCUUCAGCAACGAAUAUUGUUUUACCAUCAUCAGAAUCACCAAGUUCAACCGAUGUUUCAGUUUCGGUGACUACAUCGAAUGAUAUUGAACAUAAUAAUCUUUUAAGUCGUGCACCAACUACAUCAUUUUUCAGUGCUGAAAAUCUACUCAAUUAUUCUUCAGCCACACGACCACAUAAUCAAACAAAUAGUUAUGGAGCUGCAAAUACAUGUUCAUCAACUUCCGAUACAACAGGCAAUGAUAUUUAUGCUGUAGCUGCAGCUGCUGCUAUUCAUCAUGGACAACGUCAUGGCCAAUAUGUUAUGGGUGGACAUAGUGCAAAUAGUCAUCAUCCAUAUACUCAUCAUCAUUAUGGUACGGCAGCUAGCACUUAUCAUCAUCAAUUGCAUCAAAAUUCUGGUAUUGCUACUUCAACUCAUCCACACCAUACAUCAUAUAAUCAUGAUAAUUUUAAUCAUGAUGAUAAUGGUUCAACAAAUCUCAGUGGUGGAUAUCUUAGAAAUCCAGUGACUGGCCUAAUGUAUUCGGAAACGUUUUCAGGUUUUCAUGAUUCAAACAGUAGCACAACAAAUGCAGCAACAAAUCCAUAUCGAUUAAGUAGCACUUAUAACUAUGGUCAUCAUCAUCAUCAAAAUAUGCCAUCAUUAAACGGUAGUGAAACAUAUUCAAAUCAUCAUCGUAAUCAUCAUCAUCAUACAUCAACAUCAUCAUUGUCCAAUGGAUCUGAACAUCCAAAUUCAACAAAUACAUUUAGUUCGGUUUAUGGAUCUCAUACACAUCCACAUCUUCAUGCAUUUGCCGCACAUACAAGUUUAGCAGCAGCAGCAGCGGCAAACUGUCCAACAAAUGACCUUAAUUCUCAUCAAACAUUUUUUAAUGCAGCUUCUGCUUUAGAUCAUCAUUCAGGUCAUCAUCAUCAUCAACAUCCACAUCAAACGACUGAUGCAUUUGCUGGUAAUUUUAAUAUGCAUGUACCUCUUUGGAAUGGUCUUGGUAUGUUAUCAUCGGCAUCAACAUCAGCUACAAAUAAUCAUACACCAAUUGUAACCGAUUUUUAUAAUGGAAGUUCAUUUUCAUCAUUACAAAAACAAACAUCUUUAAAUCAUGAAAAAUUGGAAGCAGAUGAUGAUGAUGAUGAUCAUCAUCAUCAUACACCACAACAACAUCAUGAACAACAACAACAACAACAAUUAAUUGGAAAUAAAACUGAUCAAUAUUUUAAGAAACGAAAAUUGAAACAUUGCAAUACAAAUUCACUUUCGAUUUCAUUAAAUAAUUCAGAUGUACAAACAUCAUCAUCAACAACAAAUGUUGUACAUUUAAAUCAUAAUUCGAUGAUAAGUGCUGAUACACCUCCUGCUUCCUCUUCAUCGUCUUCUUCAAGUUCAUCAACAACAUUGAUUGAUGAAUAUAAUAAUCUAAAUAAUAAUAAUAAUAAUGAUGAUCGUAAACAGCUUAGAUCAAAUGAUUUAAUUAUUGAACAUAAUAAUAAUAAUAAUGAUAAUAAUAAUAGUCAACCGAAUCCAUUGCUUUGGAAUUCAUUGAUGGCUUCCACAACAAAUUCUUUGACAACCAUGAGAACAGUAUCAACACCGACACCGACAACAACAACAACAACAACAUUAGAUUCAAAUAAUAAUAAAUCAAUUACAUCGGAUAUUGGGCCAAUAACACAAACAUUAACACAAACAAGAUCAACACAUUUACAAAAUAAUAAUCAACAAUUAAUACAAAAUGAAUGUUUUUUAUCACCAUCAUCAACAACAUCAUCAACAUCAUCAUUAUCAUUAAUAGCAGCCAAUUCUAUUGGUAUUUGUAAUCAUAUUGAAUCAUCAUCAUCAUCAUCAACAACACCGUCUUCAGCAUCUUGUUCAUCUAAUAUAAUUCAUGAUCAAAAUGUAUCGGCAACAUCAACAACAUCGACAUCAACAUCAACAACAACAACCACAGCAUUAACAAUGUCGACAAUAGCAUCAUUGAUUGAUGCUACAAAUACAUCGAAUAUUUUAUCAUUGAAU
Molecule: messenger RNA, 4299 nt
Organism: Dermatophagoides pteronyssinus (European house dust mite)
Lineage: Eukaryota; Metazoa; Arthropoda; Arachnida; Sarcoptiformes; Pyroglyphidae
Biological process (GO): response to xenobiotic stimulus; xenobiotic metabolic process; regulation of transcription by RNA polymerase II
Cellular component (GO): aryl hydrocarbon receptor complex; nucleus
Molecular function (GO): transcription cis-regulatory region binding; nuclear receptor activity; protein dimerization activity
Source: RefSeq, a predicted model, not a curated record